Messenger RNA from Syngnathus typhle (broad-nosed pipefish), 3829 nucleotides. RefSeq names its product proline-rich protein 36. Gene Ontology annotation, biological process: inhibitory postsynaptic potential. The record is from RefSeq and is a predicted model, not a curated record. Bases 800 to 3829 code for a protein of 1009 amino acids. Gene Ontology annotation, cellular component: postsynaptic density. Lineage: Eukaryota; Metazoa; Chordata; Actinopteri; Syngnathiformes; Syngnathidae. The transcript is spliced from 4 exons.
GUGCGAGAGAGAGACGGGAGACGAGGCGGCGGCGGCGGGAAUAACGAGCUACGCCGGAGGGAUGCGAGGACCGACCGGAGGAGGAGAGCGACGUGGUACGUGUGACUCAGUUCGGCAUCGCCGUGGCGAUAAGCCCGCGUUUCUACUGUAUUGAGCCACGAGGAAAUGACUCGGUGAAAGAAGGGCCGAGAGAAGAAAAGAGCUCUGAAGGGGGGGCAAUAAAACCAAGGAAGUGAGAGCCACAAAAGUCGAAUGACGCAGGGCGUGAUGGAGAGCCAAGCGGGUCCGGUCUAUAACUUGGCCGUCCUUCCUCCCGUUGGCCCGGAGGACACAGCGGUUGGAGAGGUCGAACGGCCAAUGUGAUUGACACAAAACUGAAGGACAGGUUGCAUCCUCCCUGCUUGUUUGCUCAGAAUCGGACUCUCAGAAGGAUGGCAGGCGAGAGCAAGAGAAGAUAUGCGGCAGUUUGAAGAAUAUUUAAACUGCAUACAUUUAUUUUUCUACAGAUAAAAGAUAAAGGACUUGAUUCUCUUCCUUUUGACCUUUCAUCAUCUUGACCUGUGAAAAUGACUUUACCUUGGAUUCGAGACAAGGGAUAACCUGUGCACGAGCCAAAACGGACGUCAUUCCAGACGACACGUCACAGAAACUCCCGAUCUCUCGCUGUAUUAAUGUCGAUAAGGCAAAUGGAAAAUCAAUGUCCUUAGCGAUACACCGAUAAGCCCGGCCGGGCCUUUUGCGUCACAUCGGACUGCCCGCAGAGUCGUUGGAUGUUGGGGGAGAGCCAGAGGAAAGAGCCAUGGUGAGCAAAGAGCCCAACCUUUUGCUGACGGGCCAAACCAACGGCAAAAGUGCCCUGGCAGAAAAAACGGGGACAAUGACCGUGCGUUCGGUGCUGCUCAAUCGCGACUCCCCGGAUAUCGAGAGUCGCCUGAGGCGGCGCCGCAACCGCACCCACCAGGUCCGCUUUAAAGACCUGGAGGACGGUAGCAGCAGCAGCGGCAAUAGCGGCACAGGUGAGAACAGCCACCAGAGGCCGACAGCGGACUGCGAUAGCCCUCAUCCUCUGCGCAAACAUGGCAGCAGGUCCCCCAAGGGACCGUGGGGGGACAGGGACGGACCACGAACUGACAGCCUCCCCGGUCAGACCUCCGUGGUGGGGGCGGUGCGCGGGGACAUGGCGAGUACGAUCGAGGUCGUGGCUGCUUUCUUGGCCAGGGCCCCUCCGCAUCCGCUGACACCGGGGCCCACGCGUCGAUGCUGGGCACCGCCACAGAGCAACUCCCUGACCCUGCCAAUGACGCGCAAGCCAAGCACCAGCACAGCCAUCCAGACCUCGCCAUGCCUGAAAAAGUCGCUCUCCUCCACACACACCCGAAGCCCCAGCCUUGGUGAUUCCUUGGGCAUAGAUGGCGACGAUGAACACGACUCCCAGGAUGAGUACUUGUCACACAACCACGUGGCGCUGCCGGGCUCCAAGGAUCUGAACGGUUCUCAAGGGCCUGUGGAUCGAACUGUGCUCGAACGGAGGUCGAAAUCCUCCAAGACGGACGUGAAAUCACCUGUCGCUGUCACAAAAAACUCCAGACACAGUUGUCCUCCAGCAGUCCUUCACAACACCGAGCCAUUACACUGUCCCACCGCGUCCUGCCGAGACGGCCCCAAGCGGCAGGGCAGUGUGACCCCCUCGCUGGUCAGGAGGCGAAAACGUCUGAAUAGGACAACGAGCGAUCCUGGAAAGGAAGUGCACUACUGCACCACUCCUACUCAGACUGAAAGCCCUCGUCCGACAACGCCGCAUUCAAACACCAGACUUUUUACUUCGCGAGUUCAAACAGAGUGCACGUCUGCCCGUUUAAAAUAUUGCACUACGCAAAGUCAAACGGAGGGUAAACAACAGUCGGGAGUCCAGAUUCAAAACAGCGACUCAAAUUCGACCCUCCCUUUAAAUAGCACUCAGCGCACCACUCAGAUACAAACAGACUCUCGCUUGCCUUCGCCUCCAGACCGUCCACCGUCCCAAACGCAAACAUCUGGCCUGAACGCUUCACCGCAUCUGUUAGAAUCGUCAAACUCAGAUCCAAUUCAAGUCGAGAGUCCUCGAGCGCCAAAUGGCAUCCACGAGCCUCCCUCCACACAAAUAACUACUGUGCCUUACUGUUCAUCUCCACCCCCUACAUGCGCACCGACACCGGGCCCUGAACAAUGCACUGAGCCAUCUUGCGCCCCGUCGAUCAAGCCGGCUAGCGUCCCCUCACAGCCCUCGGCGUCCCUUCCCGUUUCUUGCUCCGCACCCACUGUGAUCCCGCAGCCCAUCUCGUACUAUACCCACGUGACUCCGCCGGAAUUUGCCAGUGUGCCACUCGUCCGCUCCGCCCCACUGUCAGCAGCACCAGCAUGCGCUACUGCAAAGUGCGGCUCAACUGUGUCAAACAUGGCAUCAUCAAUAACCCUCGCCCGCCUUACUCCUUCUCCUGCAAGUAACCCAGGUGGGGCUCCGUGUGAUCCCACACACCAAACACAACCACAGGCUACAAAUCUCCCACCCUGUUCAAUAGUGACCCAAACUGCUUUGUCUUGCACCUCCAUCUCCUACUACACAGGCUCUCUCCACAAUUCCACCACCCCUUCGUGUACAACCCUCAUACAAACCGUAGCGCACUGCAACAUUCCAUGUCAAGCUUUGCAAAACACCUCGUCGGUCAACGUCGGCGUGGUGCCCUACUCCGCUCCGGUCCCCAAACUGACGUGUACGUCCCCGCAGCCGCCCGUCAAUCUUCCAAACGCGCACCACUGCGCCACGCCGACAAAAGCCGUUCCUCUGUACUCGUUUCGAGCAGCGCCGCCAUACACCCCUCCCUCUCAGGCUCCCUUGAAUGCUCAGGAUAAGAGGGGCAUUCGACUCCCACCCCCUGCGCCGCCGCCACCGCCCUACACGCCACGUAAAAAAGGAAACGACCCGCCGGCGGCGGCUGCGGUCCGACCAUCUGUGCUCAGUGCAGAGAGCAAAGCCAAUGAGAAGGAUAAAGACGAGGAGAAAGAGAAGAAAGAAGCUGUAAAAGGCACGGACAUGCCGAAGCUCUGCGAAAGAGCCAGCUCUCCGAAGCACAGGGCAAAAACUCCGCCAGUGAAGGGAGAAAAGCCAUCCUCUCCCGCCAAGGCCUGUUUUAAGCCCAGCUGUCUCAGCUCAGCCCAGGCUCAGCUUGGGGUACUACACAAAAUGCUCUGCGCAGGAGCCAACGCUUCCAACAGCCAACACGCUCUCCCUCCAAACCAGCAGGGAUGUGCCGUUUCCGGGGAGAAGCCCCUGAGUCCUGCCCAAGCUGACACGUUGAGGCAGGUACAGGAGAUUCUGGGAGGCUUAGUGUCCGGGGCCAGGUGUAAAUUGGACCCGGCUCGAGUGACAGAGAAGCUCCUGGGUCCCAACGGGCCCUUGCGUGACAUUCGCAGCCUGCAGCACCAUCUCCACAGUCUGGAGGGGGUCCUGGAGACCAGCCAGAAUACCAUCAAGAUUCUACUGGAUGUCAUUCAAGAUUUGGAGAAGAAGGAGGCCGAGCGAGACGGAAGACAUUCAUACCGAACCGGUCAGGACAUUGAGAACUGCGGGACCUGCAGGGAUUGUGCGUGCAUCAUCUACAGCGUAGAACACGACUUUCGUCUUCAGGAGGGGCAGGUGGUCCGGACGUGGAAGGUGGGCGACCCUCCCGAGGGCUCGCCCCAGACCUCAACUCCUCCCUCCAGCACGCCCAGCCAACAAGACUCUCCCCAAGCUGUGCGUCCCACUGCGCCCACCAAGAAGAACAGGAAAAAAUGCUUCUGGUUCCUCUGA